CUCCUCCUCCUCCUCUUCCUCUCCGGGUUAUUGUCACUGACAGUCGGAUUAUUCCUUCACAGCCCUAGUCUGCCCCCUGGCCUCCUCCUCCUCCUCUUCGUCCGGCGAUGCGGCCACCAACUAAGGGUUUAUAAUUUCUCCGUGCACGCUCCGUCCCUGGUCGCUCCUUCCCCGCACGAGUUGAAAGAGAAACAGGAGCAAGGAUAAAACCCACCCCCGACACCGGCUCCUCCAGCAGCGCCCCGCCAUCCGCCCCUGGGCCCAACCUCCCCUCGCCCUUCUCACAGCUCCAGGCGCUCCAGGGGUUCCUCACCGGGUUCUCCAAAGGGCUCUCUGUGGUGUUCCGGAAGGAUCCUUAACGCCUCGGGGCCUCAGACCUUCAUGCGUCUCCCAGCGGCAGAGUCCACCCACACCUCCACCCACCUCACCACCACCACUACCAUGAGCUGUGAACAGGAGUUUGGAGAAGGAGCCAUGGGAGUCACGCUCACACUGCGCCUCCUCAUGCACGGAAAGGAAGUAGGAAGCAUUAUUGGCAAGAAAGGGGAAACGGUGAAGAGAAUACGAGAGGAGAGCAGCGCCAGGAUCAACAUCUCAGAGGGCUCCUGUCCAGAGAGGAUCAUCACCAUCACUGGGCCGACAGACUGCGUGUUCAGGGCCUUCACCAUGAUCACGUUCAAACUGGAGGAGGACCUGACAGCCUUGGUGGCCAGCGGCACUGUGACCAGCAAGCCUCCAGUCACCAUGCGGUUGGUGAUCCCGGCCAGCCAGUGCGGCUCCCUUAUCGGCAAAGGCGGGUCUAAGAUCAAGGAGAUCAGAGAGACAACAGGUGCACAGGUGCAGGUGGCAGGUGACCUCCUCCCCAACUCCACAGAGAGAGAGGUUACGAUAUCAGGGAGCCAGGACGCCAUCAUCCAGUGUGUUAAACUCAUCUGCACUGUAAUCCUAGAGUCUCCGCCAAAGGGAGCGACUGUUCCAUACCGACCCAGCCCAACCCCGGGGACUGUGCUGCUGGCAGGAAACCAGGUGUUCGAGGCUUCAGACUUUGGCUCUCACCCCCUGUUCUCAGUGGCACAGGGAGGAGUGGACCUGCAGCAAACAUACGCAGUACAGAGCCACUACGGCAUUCCACAUUCAGAGUUGGCAAAGUUGCACCAGCUGUCGAUGCAGCAGCAGGGCCUGGCCCCGAUCAGCCAGCCAGCCACGUCGGUUCUACCUGGAGCGGUGGACGCCACCUCCCAGACCACAUCUCAGGAGCUCCUCAUUCCAAACGAUCUGAUUGGCUCAAUCAUCGGUCGCCAGGGCACCAAGAUCAGUGAGAUCCGGCAGGUAUCAGGGGCUCAGAUCAAGAUCGGCAGUCAGAUAGACAGCACGAGUGACCGUCACGUCACCAUCACCGGCACGCCGAUAGCCAUCAACCUGGCUCAGUACCUAAUCACCUCAUGUUUAGAGACCGCCAAAUCCACCGCCCAGUCCUCCUCCAUGCCGUCUCCCGUUGAACUGACCAUGAGCUUCACCCAGCCCGCUCCCCCUGCCUCCGCCUCGUCCUCCUCUUCCUCCCCCCUGGCAGCGAUGGGCACUGCACUGCCCCAUGCUCCCAUUCUGGGCACUCCCUAUGCCCUCCCCCUCUCCAGCUUCCUGGGAGUGAAAUCCAUCCCCUACCUGGCACUCUCCACCCCUCCUGUGGCGGCGGCGGCAGCAGCAGCUAUCGGGGCUCCUGUGCUACCGGGGUCAGUCCCGGCUCACGCAGCAGCAGCCCUGGCAUCCUACACAGCCAAGAUCUCAUCCUCGGCCAACGGGAUGAAGAAGCCAGAGAGACAGAAGUUUGCUCCGUACUAACAAAGGAGGAGUGCGCUGUCUCUGGUCCCCAGCUGUCAGGGAUUCUCCUUUUUCCU
This is a messenger RNA of Monopterus albus (swamp eel), 1895 nucleotides long. RefSeq names its product poly(rC) binding protein 4 (gene pcbp4). The record is from RefSeq and is a predicted model, not a curated record. Gene Ontology annotation, molecular function: RNA binding. NCBI's taxonomy places the organism in Eukaryota, Metazoa, Chordata, Actinopteri, Synbranchiformes, Synbranchidae.